AUGAAUCUGGUACUCCUAAUUUUUUUGGUCGCUGGAACCCUGGCCACCAGCUUUACCGAUGAAAAAAUCGAGGCGGUCGCCGCGAAAUGUUGUGUGAGGAAAGAGGAAUGUUGUCGGGAAAUUAUCAGAUUCGGACUCCCCGUACGAUGUGGCUAUGAGAAAGACAAGGAAAUCCCGAAAAUUAUUUAUAAAUGUCUGCAGAAGGAGCUGUUUGAUAAGGAGCAGGAGGAGAAGCAGCGUGUGGAGUUGGAUGACGUCAACUGCUGUCGAGUAUUCAUCAAGGAUCGUUUCGAUCCGAGGGGGCUGUGCGAGACGAAGUGCAAGACGGCUAUGGAGUCACCGUCCCUCUCGGAGACCGUCAAAUUGCAGAGGAUCAAGGAGUGCUCAAUUGUGGAGAAUCCAAGAUUCCAGUGCUUCAACCAAUGCCGUGCACUCCGUCGUGAAGGAAUGAAAAUCGAAGUGAUGCGUCCCGACGAGUACUGUAACACCACCACCACCACCACCCACCAUCCCCAACUCCAAAAGAAGAUGCUCCACCGUGGUCAUCGUUGGCUCUGA
Caenorhabditis remanei is the source of this 558-nucleotide messenger RNA. RefSeq lists its product as uncharacterized. Bases 1 to 558 code for a protein of 185 amino acids. NCBI's taxonomy places the organism in Eukaryota, Metazoa, Nematoda, Chromadorea, Rhabditida, Rhabditidae. The record is from RefSeq and is a predicted model, not a curated record. The transcript has 4 exons.